ACUUCUUCAGAAGAGCGCACACCACUGCAAGAAGAUACUUUAGAAGACAACCUCGGCAGAGAAAUCUUCUGUAAACUUGUUCUGGCAAGUGGGCGAGUCAACAUGAACAAGUUUGUCGUAGCUGUCGUUUUGUUGGUCGGCAUCGUUGUGACAGGUGCUGACGACCCUCCACCCGAGAUCACGGUAGAGGAGAUGCCACCUCUACCGUCCGGGGAAGACGUCCCACCCAUGACCGCCGAACAGUGGUUGGGCUUGCUGGGGAAUACGCAGAGCGGUAGGGUAAAACGGCAGGCUGGACACUGCAGAAACCUGUACGGUGAUUGCGGCUGUUUCUACUUCAAGUAUCAAGGCCACUGUGAGUCCGACACCGCUGCGUGGCGGAACUGGAUGAACCAUUAUUGCAAAGCUGCAUGUGCAAUCUGUGAACCAGGUAGGUGGGGGCUGUACAAAUUGUUGAUGGGGUCCGGUCCAGACAUGCAUGUGUGAAAUAGGUGGGCGGGAAAGUCUUGAAAACAUUAAGUGAAAGUCUUUAUUGGGUCCUAUUGAUCCAACUAACAAGGCUAGGAUUAAUUCCCAAAGCAUGUUCGGGUUGAUAACCCACUGCGGCGAUUGGAAGAUGUGAAAUCAACGGUAGGGAAGAA
This is a messenger RNA of Branchiostoma floridae (Florida lancelet), 641 nucleotides long. RefSeq lists its product as uncharacterized. The record is from RefSeq and is a predicted model, not a curated record. NCBI's taxonomy places the organism in Eukaryota, Metazoa, Chordata, Leptocardii, Amphioxiformes, Branchiostomatidae. Bases 103 to 486 code for a protein of 127 amino acids. The transcript has 3 exons.